Molecule: messenger RNA, 922 nt
Organism: Rhinolophus ferrumequinum (greater horseshoe bat)
Lineage: Eukaryota; Metazoa; Chordata; Mammalia; Chiroptera; Rhinolophidae
Gene: MIP
Product: major intrinsic protein of lens fiber
Exons: 4
Coding region: 28-819 (263 amino acids)
Biological process (GO): transmembrane transport
Cellular component (GO): plasma membrane; apical plasma membrane
Molecular function (GO): water channel activity
Source: RefSeq, a predicted model, not a curated record
CCCAGGCAUUGUGCCCAACCCCCUGCCAUGUGGGAACUGCGGUCAGCCUCCUUCUGGAGGGCCAUAUUUGCUGAGUUCUUCGCCACCCUCUUCUAUGUCUUCUUCGGACUGGGGGCCUCACUGCAUUGGACCCCUGGCUCCCUGCAUGUCCUGCAGGUGGCUCUGGCCUUUGGUCUGGCCCUGGCUACGCUAGUGCAGGCUGUGGGCCAUAUCAGUGGAGCCCAUGUCAACCCUGCAGUCACGUUUGCCUUCCUGGUGGGCUCCCAGAUGUCCCUGCUCCGUGCCUUCUGCUAUAUGGCAGCCCAACUCCUGGGAGCUGUGGCUGGGGCUGCCGUGCUGUAUAGUGUUACCCCGCCUGCUGUCCGAGGAAACCUAGCACUUAACACGUUGUACCCUGGGGUGACUGUGAGCCAGGCCACCACAGUGGAGACCUUCCUGACACUCCAGUUCGUGCUCUGCAUCUUUGCCACAUACGACGAGAGGCGGAAUGGCCGCCUGGGCUCCGUGGCCCUGGCCGUUGGCUUCUCCCUCACCCUGGGGCACCUCUUUGGGAUGUAUUAUACUGGUGCAGGCAUGAACCCUGCCCGCUCCUUUGCUCCUGCCAUUCUCACCAGAAACUUCACCAACCACUGGGUGUAUUGGGUGGGCCCAAUCCUGGGAGGGGGCCUGGGCAGUCUCCUCUACGACUUUCUCCUCUUCCCCCGACUCAAGAGUGUGUCUGAAAGACUGUCUAUUCUCAAGGGUACCAGGCCCAGUGACUCCAAAGGACAAACAGAAGGCACAGGAGAGCCUGUUGAACUGAAGACCCAGGCCCUGUAAAAGCUUCAGUUGGAUAGAGGGAGUAGGAAGCUUCUGGGUUUUGUGGAGGGGCUAAGCCAGUCACUGGAUGAAGAAAGAGACUGUGGGGAGGGGCAUGUAUUUC